UGGCGCUUCUCCCAAGACGGUAUAUGCUGAUUUUCCUCUAAUGGCCAGUGUGGAGGAAGCAAAACAAAUGGAGAUCAUAACCGAGCUAUCCAAACAAGCUGUCCAUGAAUACCAAGGGCUUCAGGAAGAGCAUGAGAAAACUAAGAUGGAGUGCGAGAGAGCACAAAAGGAACGAGAUUCUGCCAUGAAGAAAUUGAAGGAAUUUCAGAGUGUGUCUGAGAUGGUGAUCGAGGAAGUCAGCCUCAUCCAGGAGAGCCUGGAGAUCGAGAAAUCCUGCAGACAGAGUGCCGAAGCUCUGGCCACUAAGCUGAACCGUCAGAACAGGUCCCUGAAGAGGAAGAGCAUGCUGUACUUGUCCCGCCUCGGCCCGGAGGUCAUCUCCGAGAUCAACAUCGAGGAUGAGGAUGAGGAGACGCCAGCGGAGAGUGAACAGGGCACUGAAACGUGUUCCUCCACUCACUGCCAGAAGAUAAUCACAGAGCUUCAGGAUAAACUGGCAUUGGUGCUUGAUGAAAAGAGGCAAACUGCCAUAGAGUUAGAUGAGGCAAAGGAGAGACUGAGGACCAUCAGAGAAGAACUGUUGAAGGAGAAACACAAUAAUACCACUCUGAUUGCUGAGGCGAUUCAACAAAAGAAGCUCUUGGCAAAGUACAACAGAGUGUCUUUGCUGGCUUUGGAAGAGUAUGAGGUACUGCAGGAGAAUCUGGAGCUUGAGAAGGAUCUGCGGGCUGAGGCGGAGAACUUCGCACGCGAGAUGCUAGUGGAACAGAAGAAGCUGAACAGGCAGAGUCAGAUUCUCCUGCAGAACACGUCGCCCAGUGAAGCGCUGCAGGAGGCCCUCAGUGACGUAGCCAGGCUGACCCAGGCCUUAGAGACACAGAAGCUGGAGCACCAAAAGCAGAUGAAGGAGAUUCAGGAGCAGCUUCAGAGCUCCGAGCUGCGGAAGGAGGUGGAGGCCCUGCGGCGUCAGGUGGAGCUGCUGGAGGAGGAGAAGAAGGAGUGCGAGGACAGGUGUGCCAAGGCGGAGGUUGCAGCCAAGGACCUGCGGUUUACAGUGGAGGAGCUUCAAAAGAAGCUACAACUAGCUGUCAAUACCCCAUCUGCUCCACCCCCUCCACCUCCUCCAGCCCCUCCUCCACCUCCACCACCAGCGCCCUCUGCUUCAAACCCUCUCAGCUCCCUUCUGUCUAUGAUGCGCAAAAAGAGGCAGGCAAACAAUGACAUUCCACUAGUAGUCCAAGAGUCCCCAGAAAAGGAUGCAGAGACGAAGAUGUCAAACGUCAGGCAGCAGGCGGUGGACGAGAUGAUGGAUCGAAUUAAAAAAGGGGUUCAGCUACGACCUGUCAGCCACGCAUCCAGCAGGACCAAACAGCUGCAGAAAGAAAAGGUGCCACCUAAUUCUGCUGCUGUGCAGGAGCUGAAAGGAAUUCUGGACACGUUCAAAAGGCCCACCCCUGCCCAGCACAAAGCAGGGACCCUGGCGGGGAGCAGAGAGACAGAGCUGGAGAGGGUGCUGCAGAGACGGCGGUGUGCGUUCGAGACGACCCAGGACGAGCGCUCCCAACCAUCAGCAGACCACUUCCCCAGCAGUGUUCUGGACCUGACUCGCAUGAAGGGGACCCAGCCGCCCUCAAAGGAGCCCGGCGGAGCUGAAGCGGGCCCAUCAGAACCCACUCCAGACCAGCUUAACGGAGCCUCUACAGAAGCUGACUCUACAGGAAAAGAAGAUGAGACAAAUGGAGGAACCUGAAGGUUGGAAAACCGAUUGUUCUAGUUGCGUUAAUUAGGCAGGAACAUACAAAAUUGCAUGGAAAACAAAAAUCUAAGUACAAAUAGGCUUAGAGUCGGAGCAUUUCUUAGUAACAACAGACAGUGAUUUAAAUGGCCUUUCAGCUACAACAGCUGAAAGAGAAUUAUUUGCACUUGUUUGAAACGUGUUUCUUCAAACUCUAAAUCAAAGAUACUUCUGGACUGUUUUCAUAGAGGUGCAACACCCACACAAAUGAAGUGUAAUGUAAAGUACAUUACAGAAGAAAUUACAGAAUA
Megalops cyprinoides (Indo-Pacific tarpon) is the source of this 2046-nucleotide messenger RNA. It is a transcript of the gene shtn1, whose product is annotated as shootin 1. Gene Ontology annotation, molecular function: actin binding. Bases 41 to 1750 code for a protein of 569 amino acids. The transcript is spliced from 17 exons. The record is from RefSeq and is a predicted model, not a curated record. Lineage: Eukaryota; Metazoa; Chordata; Actinopteri; Elopiformes; Megalopidae.